This is a messenger RNA of Pogona vitticeps (central bearded dragon), 2535 nucleotides long. The record is from RefSeq and is a predicted model, not a curated record. Lineage: Eukaryota; Metazoa; Chordata; Lepidosauria; Squamata; Agamidae.
AUGAUACAGCACGUCAAACUCAGAAAUCAAGAGUUCUUAUAUUUCUUCCUCACGGUAACCGACAGUGAGCACCCAAGUGUCCUUGGUGAUGGUGGACCACUUGUUGAAAAAGGGAGCCAGCCAGGGAUGAUGAGGACAGUCCAGGAGAGGAGAGUCAAAGAUGUUCUUUGUUUUUCCUUGCAGGGCGAUGGAAACCUUGUCUGUGUUGAGCAGGUCCCUGGGACCGGAAAGGAGGAGCAGAAGAAGACGACUGAGAAAAGUUGGAUCUUUCAGGAGCCGGAGAACCUCCAGAGAUGGAGAGAGUUGGAGAGACAGAAUGUUGAUGAUCCUGAGAAACAGGAACAAGAGGGCUUGGUGCUGGGACCUGACGGGCAGAGCGGGAUCCAGGUCCUGCAUGAAGUCACGAGUUUUGUCAAUGAAAACUCCCUCUCCAUCGAAGGGGAGGUCCUCAAUGUGGGCCUUGGAGUCAUGUGUUUUGAGGAAGAGGAAGCAACAGACUGUCUCCAGGGCUCUUCCCAACAGAGCUGGCUGAUCUAUAUGAGUCACCCUGGGAGGGGGAUUUGUGGCUUGAAGGAAUUGUUCCCAAAGGAAAGAUCAAAGCUGAGACUGGUGAUUCUUGAAGUCACAAAUGACGCUCCGGCGGAAAAAACGGUGUUCGGUGGCGGCCGCGCCACGGGUGUCUUUGUCCAUGGUGUGGCGACGUCGGCGGUAUUCUUCGCCGCGGCCUCCGCCGCUGCCUUCCGCGCCGCCUUCCGGGUCGCCGGCGCUGGCAGAGGCAGAAGCGGCCACGGAGACCCCGAGCUUCUCCCCAACGGAGCUGUCCGAGCUAGAGCCGUUCUUGGGCGGGGGCGGCGGCGGAGCCAGGAAGCGAGGAGUUGCCGUCGGCCCGCUCUCCGGAGCGCCCCCCGACAUGGUGCCGGAGAGGAGAAGAGCGAGGAAGGCGCGGGAGCGGUGGCAGCAACAGCAGCAGAAGGAGGAGGAGGAGGAGGAGGAGGAGAAGCACCAGCCGCGGUUGCCGCGGUAAAAGCUGCCUGGAGGCGGGUCAGUGCGCGGCUGGGACCACGCCGAGGAGCUGCUCUCGCUGUUGCUCUCGCUGCGGCGGCGACGGCCGCGGCGACGGCUGUUGCCGAGGCGGCUCUGGCAGACUCCUCACGGCCAGAAGGAAAAGCGGCAGCAGCAGCGGCAGCAGCGGCUCUGGUUGUUGCUGCUGCUUUUGCUGUUGCUGCUGCUGCGGGUGCUGCAGUCGUCGAGCGGGUUGGGCCGGCGGCCGGGUGCCUCCCCGGUCAGUGUCCGCAUCCAUCCUGCUGCAGUGGGGAGCCGAGGAGCAGGGCCGACAUGGAGCGGGAGCGGCAGCGAAGAUGGGCACCGAGGAGACGGGGUGGGGAAGAGGAGGAGGAGGAGGACGGAGCAGGAGAAAGAGGAGGGGGGAGAAGGAAAGGCCGGGGGAAGAGCCUCCGACAGGCCUUGGGCGGGGUGGGGGGUACGGCAAGGCUGGGCAGGCCCUUCCCCAGCGGGGCCGCGCUCGCUCGCUCGCUCGCUCUCCCCCUUCUCUCGGUCUCGCUCCACUCCUUGCCUCAGUCCAAGUCCCGCCGGCGUCGUCACCCGCCCGCUCUCUCAGGGCCCCGGCCGCGUCCUCACCGCCUCCGCUCUCGGGGACGGCUUCUUCACCUCCUUUCGUUCCCACACUCGUUGCCGAGACUCCCGCCUCAGCCUCGUCGUCGUCGUCGUCGUCUCUCUCUCUCACCCAGAGGAAGAAGAAGAGAAGGAGGAGGAGGCCACCCGCCGCCUCACACUCCGAGAGUGACUGGCCUGAAAAGGCGGGGCAAAGAAGCGGGCGGGGAAGGAAGAACGAGGCGAGGGAGAGAAUGUAACCGAGAAGCCGAGCCUUGUCUUGGCUUCUUCUUCUCGCCCGUCUUCCCUUCCUGCGUUCUUUCCCGGUCGCUCCUGAGGAGAAUGGGGGAUGGGCCUCUCCCUCUGACUGCCACCUCUCCCAAUCCGGGCGAACUCGCCGCGCUAAAUGGCGACUCUGCCAGAAACCAGCAGGCACGCACGCGCUCGCUCGCUCACACACACACACACACGCACAGAGACAGAAAGGGAGAGAGCGAGACUGUCUCCGAGACCACGCCCCCUUUUUCCGUCCGCACUCUAACGCGCCUGCGUCAACGCCGCUUCGCCUUCUCGCCUGGAGCGGGAGAUGUAGUUGUAGUCGGCCUCGCGAAGCGCCCAGCGGCCGUCUGGAGGCUUCCCAGGGUGCAUUGCGCAAGCGGCUUAUGGCGAGGCCGACAAAUGGAACUGUGGGGGUUGUAGUUUUUAUUUCAGCAAUAAACCGUGCUUCGUGAUCUCGAAUGAGAGCGCGUGCAAAACUGCUACAUUCGGCCUUCAGAAGAACCAGAAAAGGAAUACAGUGUGAUGGAAGAGCUAUGACAAACCCAAUCCUCCUCCAGCCCAGAGACAAGGGCUGUAGUGCUGCCACAAAAUUAUACCAGCGCAAGGCUGGUUGUCCCAAAAAGUUCUGAGAUAAUUUUCAGAUUU